Molecule: messenger RNA, 654 nt
Organism: Leptonychotes weddellii (Weddell seal)
Lineage: Eukaryota; Metazoa; Chordata; Mammalia; Carnivora; Phocidae
Source: RefSeq, a predicted model, not a curated record
CGUAGAAGCAAUUCUCGCGAGAUGUAGAGUGGCCGUAGCCUGUGGAGAGGGGCGGAGGCCCAGAGGGGCACCACGUGGGGCUGCCGGAGCUGAAUCUCGGGCGGCCGUCCAGUUUGGGUCUAGGUUGGAGUUGGAACCGUGGAGAUGCGGAAGGAAACCCCGCCCCCCCUAGUGCCCCCGGCGGUCCGCGAGUGGAACCUUCCCCCUAAUGCGCCCGCCUGUAUGGAACGUCAGUUGGAGGCUGCGCGGUAUCGGUCCGAUGGGGCUCUCCUGCUCGGGGCCUCCAGCCUGAGUGGCCGCUGCUGGGCUGGCUCCCUCUGGCUGUUCAAGGACCCUUGUGCAGCCCCCAACGAAGGCUUCUGCUCCGCUGGAGUCCAGACGGAGGCCGGAGUGGCUGACCUCACCUGGGUUGGGGACAGAGGUAUCCUAGUGGCUUCCGAUUCAGGUGCUGUUGAAUUGUGGGAGCUGGAUGAGAACGAGACACUCAUUGUCAGCAAGUUCUGCAAGUAUGAGCAUGAUGACAUUGUGUCUACAGUCAGUGUCCUGAGCUCUGGCACACAAGCUGUUAGCGGUAGCAAAGACUUCUGGCUAAAGACAAAAGGAACUAUGGACAAAUACGGUACUCUAGCAAAUUUGCUGUUUAUAGUUAUAUAG